This is a messenger RNA of Soboliphyme baturini, 2076 nucleotides long. The record is from the annotation of a GenBank genome assembly. Lineage: Eukaryota; Metazoa; Nematoda; Enoplea; Dioctophymatida; Soboliphymatidae.
AUGCAUUACUUUUGUCGGCAACUCCUACUGUUCAUCAUUUACUUGCAUUCGGAGGCUGUGAGUCAAAUAUUAGAAGGCUUUCGAACAGUAAAGACCGAACAGGGGUUCGUCAAAGGCCGUAUUUGGAGGAUCAACGAAACGCAGGUGCAAGUGUUCCUUGGCAUUCCUUACGCUGAGCCGCCGACAGGUCGUCGUCGAUUUCAGAAGCCAGCUAAGAAAGAGCCGUGGCUCGGAGACUUACUUGCACUUGAUUAUGGUCCUCCGUGCUUUCAAUUCAUGGAUUUCCAUACUAAAGAUCGCUAUUCCGGCGAAAACAUGAAACGACAAGGCGAGGACUGUUUGUAUCUGAACGUGUUUUCACCGUUUAAGCCAGAGUCGGCAGACAAGUUUCCGGUGCUUGUCUGGAUACAUGGAGGAUCGUUUUUAGCCGGAUCUAGCGAUACGGGCAUGGACUUGUCGACAAUCGUCAGGAACAUCAUUUCCCGAGGCGUAGUUUUGGUUACCCUCAACUACCGGUUGGGACCGCUAGGUUUUCUUGCGACUUUGUUGCCCAGUAACAAGGGAAAUUUCGGGCUGUGGGAUCAAAUCGAGGCGCUUUUAUGGACUCGAAAAAAUAUCGCUGAAUUUUCCGGCAAUCCGAACUCGGUUACGAUCAUGGGAGAGAGCGCUGGCGCCGCCAGUGCAUCGGUUUUGGCAAUAUCUCCAAUUUCGAAAGAUCUCAUACAUGGAGCGAUAAUGAUGAGCGGCUCCUACGCAGCGGGAUGGGCAGUAACCAAAGAGAGGAUUCCUGCAUGGAGCUUGGAAAAACUUUUCAGUUAUCUCACUUGUAAAGAGCAACUACUGGUAGAAACUCAGCAGCUAGCGAUUUUGCUAGAUUUUGAAUCUAAUGGACAUUACGAAUGCAAUUUUAUGAAGAAGCCGAUGGAUUGUGAGGAUUCACUGAAUUCCUAUGAAAAAUUUCAGUGUCUGUCAGAAAAGGCUGACUUCUCUGACCCAACUAUGAGAAGAGCAUACACGAUGGCGCUAGGACUGUCGGAAGUUGUAAUUGAUGGAGAAAUAAUACCAUAUGAUCUGGAGAACUGGCUGAACAAGCGUUCACGAAUUCCAGUGAUGAUUGGGACUGCAGCUGCCGAAUGGGGUCACAAAAAGGCAAUUUACUAUGGAUUUGAUAGCUAUUUUGACGUGGGAAAGACCUCGGCAUGGGACCUAAUCAGACAGAUCAUGGAACAAAGCGCGAAGCCGUACUUGAACUUUCCAACGGACAACGAAACACUGGACAUUAUCACCGACGCGACGUUUUUCCACUACGCCUUGCACGGCGUGAACCAGAAGAAGUGGGAGAUGGCUAAUUUCGUACAUGUGUUGCAGAAGGUUGAGUCAGACAUCGAAUUCGUCGCUCCAAUGCACAAAGAAGUGAACAUGUACAACCAAGCAAAUCAAACCGUAUACGUCUACGAAUUCGACUACGCGCCUAGUGGACGAGUGAUCGAGGAGGAAUGGACGAAUCUGAAGUUUUUCGGCAUGAUGAAAACGUUGCGAAUCGAGCGAAGUAGCAGGGUGAAAAAAGCAUAUCACGGUCUUGAUCACGCGUUCAUCUUUACCGAGGGUUACAGUAGCAACACUUAUUUCACCUAUGACCAGAACGAUCGCCAACUAGCCGACACGUGGAGCACUCUGAUUAUGAACUUCGUCAAGUAUGGGGACCCCACGCCGACUACGGUGAUGAACGUGAAGUGGCUUCCGAGCGAUUCUGCUCGGCCGUGCUAUCUUCGAAUCUCGCUGCCUUUACAGAUGAUGCCCCAACUUUACAGGUGGAAAAAGGCAACGUUUUGGAACGAUUUUGUCCCAAAACUACUGCAGCAUUCGACACUGAUUGUUCAGAGAAGUCGGGAUGAACUGACCGAAGACGAACGUCUGCAACUGGCGGCAUUCAAGCGCGCAUGGUGGGCGUUAUGGGUGCUCGUAGCUGGAAUUGCGUUUCUGCUCUGGACGAUCAUUAUAUGUAUCAUUGCCCAGAAGUGCUUAGAUGCACAUUCGAAACAUUACAAAAAUGUCAUAGUAGCCGAAGAUGUCUGA